GAAGCUUUGGCCGAGCAAAUGUUUGAGGCUACUAUCCACCAGUCACUCCCUUCCCAUUCUAACAUUGUCACCCUCCAUCGAACGCUCGAGACCUCCUCAUUUUUACUUCUCUUGCUCGAGUUUGUACCUGGCGAGGACCUGUUCUACUUUUUGGAACAGGCUCGCGACCAUUUUGAUACCGACCCCGCCGCUGAGGACCCUCUGUCCUCUUCUCGUACCCCUCCGACGCCCAGCCUUCUAUCUUCCAUGCAUUCCGCCCAGCUCUUGUCUCCUGCCCGUCUGCGUCUGAUCGCGUCUAUGUUCUCGCAGAUGUGUGAAGCCGUGGCGGUCUGCCACGAUACCUCUGUUUUUCAUCGCGACAUCAAGCCUGAAAAUUUCAUUGUCACAGAUGGUUGGCAGACUGGCGUUGAUGGUAAGAGGGAGCGCAAGGUCAUCGUGAAGUUGACCGAUUUUGGGCUGUCCACUACGGAUGUCGAGUCUUCUGACGUGGAUUGCGGCAGUGCACCAUACAUGAGCUAUGAAUGCAGGAACUAUGUGGCUCCCACGUAUCGACCUCGUGCUGCAGACGUAUGGUCGUUGGGCAUCGUUUUGAUCAACAUGCUCUACCACUACAACCCAUGGCCAGACACAGUCGAGGGCGGCGGCUCGCUGUUCGAGAUUUACCGCCAACAUCCUGUCGACUUUUUCAUGUCACGUUUCCAAGGCAUGACGCUUCCUGUGGCGCAGUUUUUUGCAGACAAAGUGUUCUGCAUCCUCGCCGACGCUCAAGGUGAUUCGCAGCGCAUUGGCGCCCGGGAGUUCGGGGUCUGGGCCAAGGAUCUACCCUCCCUACUUGGGCAUCGGCAUUCCCACAACCGUGCUCUCUCGGCCGUUUCGAUCUCCGGCCUCCCGCUCUCUUCGGCUCCGCCAUCCCGCCGUCCGUCCUCAAGGCAAGCGUCAUUCGCGAAUUCGCCUUUCCGCACCUCGGUUCCCCUCUCGCGCGCGAUGUCCCGUGCGCCUUCUCUCGGUCCUGCUUACGAAGUCGAGGGCACCGAAUUGCCACCCGUCCUCAGCGAGGUAGGUGAGGAGCAGGUUGAUGAGGCUUCGACCUCGCGGUGCACCUCCACGACCAGACAACGCACGCGCGGCAACAGGGGCAAGGGCGCGCCUGCCCCUCUCGUCCACGAUGCCACGUCAGAGAUCCUCGCGUCCGCAUCGCAGACUUUAGCGAGAGAGCUCAGCGAAAUGACGAAGCCAAAGAGCAUCAAUUCACCCAAUACGCCAUCGUCGGCUGGUCUCUCCAUUCCACCGACACCUGUUUCUGACGUUUCGCCGGUUGUCGUCAAGAAGCCUUCAAAGUGGAAGCUUGGGUUUGGAAAGGGCAACUCGGAGCGAGCUAUGAGCGGUGGUCGUGCUUCUCCCAGUGUUGCGAUCGUGGAGUCCGUUGCUUCGCGGUUGGACUUGGACUCGAAGCACACCCUUGGAACCGCCUCGAAUGUCACAAACAUACUCAUGGGCCUCAGUGCCCCUGUGCCGUCAGCUGGUACCGAUGACGGCGCAUCCGUUCGCAGUCGUGGUCGGCAGCCAAAGCCAACGCCUUCGCUCGCACCGAGCAACGCGAGCUGGAGCCGCCCAAGCCGAUCGCCGCUGGCCAACAGCCAAAGUCCCAAUGCGAUCUCCAUUCAUAGUGUCGACCGCCGCGGCGCAUCGCCCACCAGCACGCGUAGUGGCCGCCCUCUCGCAUCGAGCGCGAGCUCGAUGGCGUCAAAUAACUGGCGGAGCUCGAUGUCAAGCACCAACACCUCUACAUCGGCCUUCACGCGAUACAGCAAUACGAGUACGCGCAGUGUGUCGACGUUUGCGACGAGCGUGUCAUCGACGUCGAGCAACUGGCGUGACGGGCAGGGUAAGCAGCCCGGGCGGGGGAAGUCGCCAUUCAACGCGGCCCAACACCCGCCCUCCAACGUCAAGAUCAUGGCUGGUAUACCCUGGGAGUUGGGCGAGCUCCCGCGCGACAUGCAUCCGAACCCCACCGGCGACGUCUUCAGCCAACCGCCCGUGCGCAAGCAGCGUGUGCGAAAGCCGAAGAGCCAGCCGCUAGAUACGAUCACCGAGCGGCCGGCCAUGUCGCCCCAGAAGCGGGUCGAGUACGGGCAGGACGCGGCGACGAGUACCACAGACCUCAGCGGCUUGGCCCACGACGGCGGCAGGGACGUUGGCGAAGAGGCCUCGCCGAAGAAGGUCCAGAAAGGGCAGGUCCAUGCUCUCGCGAAGCUGCUCACUUCGCUGCGCCGGUGAACAUCGAAGCGCAUUGCGGCAUGGUCUUAGUACUAGCAUUGGCACUAGUACAAGGAGUUGUUCGAAUCGAGCAAGGGUUGACAUGGGACGCGUUCAUGGUCCACACAUCAUCACGCGGUACGGGUCUGGCAUACUGGUGUCGCAUUGUAUUGUUAAAAGCUUACAAUACUGAAGUCAACUGGUCGAAGUCUUUCGUUGACGCAAGUCUCUAAUUGUCCUUUCCAUAGACGUUCAUUGCCCCACCCACCCCACGCACGCCGUGGGGUUGUUUCUUCAAGGACUAUUUAAUCACAUUCUGCCGGGUUUUUAUAUAUCGUAGCGUAGCGUGAUGCUUGUCGACCACUGUCCGUGUUCCCACUCCGUGUCAAAGUGCACCAUGUUGCUUUAGUUAUGAAUACGAUUAGUGUUCGUCUACGAACUUCCAGCAGGGACACUGCUCCCGGCCUCCAAAUAAAACCUUCCGAUCACGAGUCC
This is a messenger RNA of Heterobasidion irregulare TC 32-1, 2751 nucleotides long. RefSeq lists its product as uncharacterized. The transcript is spliced from 5 exons. Gene Ontology annotation, biological process: protein phosphorylation; intracellular signal transduction. The record is from RefSeq and is a predicted model, not a curated record. Gene Ontology annotation, molecular function: protein serine/threonine kinase activity; ATP binding. NCBI's taxonomy places the organism in Eukaryota, Fungi, Basidiomycota, Agaricomycetes, Russulales, Bondarzewiaceae. Bases 19 to 2277 code for a protein of 752 amino acids.